Schistosoma mattheei is the source of this 6096-nucleotide messenger RNA. Lineage: Eukaryota; Metazoa; Platyhelminthes; Trematoda; Strigeidida; Schistosomatidae. The record is from the annotation of a GenBank genome assembly.
GCUUUCUCAAGGACGUUGUCACUAUGCAAUCGCACGUGCAAUUCACUUGGGUCGUAUUUCUGUCAUAAUUCGAAAACUCUUACAUAUGGACGACGAUGAACUUACUCAAGAGAUUUUGGACCAGUUCGAUCUCAUUUGUACACAACAUCAAUAUGAUCAUGUGUCAGCAUACAGUGGGGAACAUUUAAAUAAACACAGUAUACAUUCAAACAAGCUAUCUAAUUGCUUAUCUCGGUCAACUUCGUUAGAUACAAAGUUGGGAGGGUGCGCGCAGACAUCUGACUUCCCACCUAAUGAUCAAACUCCAACUGUUGGACGAAAUGAACUUGAACGGCUAAAAAAAGAAGUAUCUGUUCUACGUGAAGAGCUUUAUAUGAAACUAGGUGAACUUGCUACCAUUAAAGAAUCUGCCAGUCGAACAAAAGCAACCGAUUCUGAUACUAUCAGUAAAUUAGAAUCACAUCUUAAAUCUGAACGAAAUGACUUCCAACGUAAACUAAGUGAAUUAAAUGCUCAAAUAGCCUUUCGUGAAGCUGACUAUCGAUUAGUAUGCAGUGAACUAGCUCGUAUAAAAGAAGAAGUUGCAUCUAGUAAACAAGUGGUGAACGAACGCUCUGUUGAAUAUUCUCCUGCUUCACAAAUUCUUGUCUCCCUAACUUCCCCAAAUCCUGAUCAUGUUUCUAACCAAAAAUUACGAACACCUGUCCCUCGUGUUCCAAGCACAGAUUUUCACCUUCCUGCACCAGUUACUCCUAUUCCUAGUAAACGGUAUAAAGUUCCAGUCAGUGGUCGAAUGUGGGAUGUUAAUGUCACGAGCAAUUUAGAUGAUAAACCAAAGUCAAAUACAACACCGCAAGCUAUUGAUAAAAAUGUCUUGAUAGAUAGUGAUGAAAUUACACCGUCAAAUGCAUCGAGAAAACGACAACGAUGUAUUGUGUCACCUGAUACUUCUCCAGAAUACUGUGUGCGCCAAAUUCCUGUGUCCUUAGCUGAUGCAUCUGUUGAAACUACAGACCUACUACAUACUACCUCUCAUAGUCAUCCCUUGUCUUAUCGAAUUCCAUCCUGUGCUUUUUCAACCACUGAGCCUUUCAGUGAAUUUACUAAAGGAAAUCCUGAAAUGUUAUCAGAAUUAUUAGAUUUGUCUAUUUCGAUUCCUCAGAAUGAAAAGAGCAGGAGUAGCAUCGAUAUUAAUCCCCAAACAACAUUGGUCACAUCAUCUUUUUCAGUUUCAGAAGAUUCCACUUGGUUAUUAUCAGAUUAUUAUCUCACAGGGUUAAGUAAAUUACUUCCACGACAGUCAGAUAUUCUUAGUGGAAUCCAGUCAUCAUCUGACAACUAUGUAUCACGACUAAAUGUAGUGGUUAAACGAUUCUCUGAAUCUGUACCCUACUUAAUACGAAGAAUAGAAGAGCAGUUAAAAGCAUGUAUUCGUGUACUUCUGGAUCCUUAUAAUCGAUAUUUAAGGAAAUCAAUUCAAUCAUGUCAUUAUUCAGACUUCCAAAAAGUCGAGAUUGAAGACAUGGAGAUAGCAGAAAGAGAGAAUGAACAACCAUCAUCUAUGGAUGUUUCUGAUGAUGCUACCUCACAUGAAAUAUCUUAUUUAGGAGAAGAUCCUUUUGCUGGUGCACCUGCAUCACAAAUUGUCACAUCUCUAACAUAUCCUUCCCAAAUGAAAUCCAUUUCAAAACAAGUGGGAGGAAAUUCUAUCUUAAUGAAAAGAAACAAAUCAUGUCCCUCAGAUGUUGGUUACUGGUCCUCGACUAAUCCUAUUGUUGGUGAUAAUAAAAUAAUUGAUAAUAAUAGCGCUGAUAAAACCACUAGCUGCCCUUCACUUUAUCAUGAAAUUAUGAUUAGUCGAAGUAUACAAGGAAUUAAUCAAUUAAAGUACUUGGCUACAAUUAUUAAUUCUUAUUGUCCUAUUUCAUUUGAAAUGUUUAAUGGAAUGAACACUGAUUUUACUAUGGAUAAUGAUGAACUCCUAUGCAUUGCUAAAGAAUUUCAAAAUCUUAUUCGAACAAUUUCUGGUGUUUUAUCCCGUUUCAUUAAUAAACUUAUAGAUGUCUUUUUUCAAAUGGAAGAAGGAAAAAAUCCAAUUUCAUCAUUAUCAACAACAUUAAUACAAAAUGAAUUAAUUGGUGAUAAUGCUACAAAUGUUGCGUGUUCAAUUGAUCAGUCAUCUUUUAAACAAUCUCAGUAUACUACUUCUAAACGAAAAAAUUACAUUUCAUCAUUUUGUGUUAUUGUACCUUUAAUUAUCGAAUGUUUAAACUUAGCCUCUGUAUUUGCUGUUUUCAUUAAACCGGAUACAAAUCCAUUGAAAAACAAGGUUUCCAAUACAGAUGUGAAUGCAACAAACUUUUCUGAACUGAACACAUGUUUUCCUCAACUUUUGAAUUGUAUUAUCCUAACAUCGGAGGCUUGUUUUGGUCAAGAUGAUGAAUCAACUGAUGUUACAGCGACCACAAAAAAUCACUAUGGAUCUUCUUUACAUAAUGGUAUAACAAAUAUUAUCAAGAAUCGUCCUGUUGUAACCUUAAAACCAUUGAUAAGUUUUCUUCGCCUAUGGAGACAAAUGAUAGCUCAGAAGCAUUGGCCUGGUGGACAUUGUUGUGACCAUGGUGGGAUUUACACGAUCAAAAUUUUAAUUCAAUAAUCUUGAAAGAUGUCCGUCAACAAUACAUUGAAAAAUUAUUCGGUACAUCUAUAAAAUGUGGUCUACUUUCAUUGUGUUCAUGGAUUUAUCAACUUUUGAAUCAAUUUAAUGAUUCUACACUUUUAUCAAAUUCAUUAAUUUCUAACAAUAUUGAGUUUUAUCAUUCAGCAGAAAUGCAAAGAAUUAAUUUGUUGAAUGAAUUUUCUGGAAUGAUUGCUGUGCUUACUCAACGUGAAGAUAUAAUUUGGCCUGAUAAUUGUUACUGUAAACGUCAGGUAAGUAAUUAAUUCAUUAUCCACUGUUAAAUCUCUUUUUAAUCAUGUCAUGCUUUAAAAGAUUUCAAAUAUACAUACUCAAAGAGUGAAUUGGUGUGUUAACUGUUGUUUAUCAUUUACAUACUCAUCUAGUUCAUUAUUGACGGAAAACUAACUUAUCAUUAUUACAUCGGUAGUAAAGUUGGAAUUGUGGCUAGGGGCGAAAUCCAACACUCGCAUUUCGUCUUGUAUGUAACUAGCCUGUCGUAUGUACUUGCAUCCCAUUUAUUUCCACACUGAGAAUCGAACUUAGUAUCUUCCGCUCUUAACGCCAACGCAUUAUUCAUUGAAUUACUGGAUGCAGAUAAUCGGUAACUUGUUUAGUGGAUACGGAGCCAUAUAUGUAAGGGUUUGCAUUUUUCCAUUGAUAUAAUUGGGGUGUAUUUUAUCAGUCUCUGUUGGCGUCUGUUCAUCUUUUAUAGAUUGCACCGACAUUGUCUUUAGUUACAAGUUUUGGGUCGAUUUGGAUUUAUAACUUGUAAUUAAAGCCAAUUUUACGACAAUCCUUACAGGAUGCAUUGAUUCCAAUAGAGGUUGAUAAAAUACGAGUCAAUGUAUCGAAAAUGGAACAAUCCAAAUCUUUACAGAUUAAAUUAAAAUUUAUACCCCAUUGCACAAGUGAGUGGAUAUGUGAACUCAGUAGCUAAGCGGAUUGUCAGUCGGUCAGCUGCAACGUAGGACCAGGCGCAUAUGUGCAUCGGUCCAGAUUGCUAUACCGCAUCAGCACAACAAAAUGAACACCGGAUUCAUAGCAGUGGUUAGGUCAAAGGUGGUAAUAAAUAAGAGAAGAUUGCAUAUAGAGAUAUAGUACAAGAAGAAAGAAUUGGUUCGUAGAAAGAAAGAUAUGAAGCAAUUUUAAUCUCUUAGUUUAAGAGAAGACAGGGAGUGUAUACACCGACGCCAUUGUGAUCGAUUCUGAGCCAUGUCACCAAGAGUCUCCAACCAUUGGUUACGAUAGUCACGUGGACCCCAACCAAGUAGUCUGCAUCUACCAACAUGGCUCAGACUACAAGUUAGUGACUUCAAGCACUGAUGCCACGUUUUGGUUUGGCCGCCCCUAACUUUCUUCCAACUACCUCAAACACCGGAUAGCAUUGCACGUCGUGGUAAUCGGUGUUCAGGCAUACGUAACACGUGGCCCAACCAUCUCAGUCGAUGAAGAUUCACAACCUCAUCAACUGAUUUACCAUCAUCCCCUAAUACCCUGCGUCUAACCUCACUAUUACUUACCUGGUGACCCCAGCAGACGCCAGCAAUAUUUCUAAGGCAUCUGUUGUCAAAUACUAGUGACAAGUAUCUUCUACCGUUAAUGGCCACGUUUCGCAGACGUAAAGCAGAACAGAACGAACUGCCGCUCAGCACACUCGUCCCUAGUUGAUAGACGGAUAUCUCGCCUUCGCCACGGGUGACGUAAGUUGGUGAAAACCAAACGAGCUUUUUGAAUCCGUGCUGAGAUUUCGUCAGACACCAACCCGUUUGGACUGAUCAGACUUCCAAGAUAAGUGAAGUUGUCAACGUGUUCGACUACUUCACUCCCUAUCCUUAGUUUAGGUGUUGACGCAGACCAGUCCUGAAGCAACAACUUGCAUUUAGAGGGAGAGAAGCGCAUUCCAAACAUUCUGGCAUUGUUGCUUAGUGCUACCAAAAAAAUUCUGCAUUUUAUCAGUGUCUUUAUCAAACAGGACUAUGUCAUCUGCGUACUCUAAGUCGAUAAGUGGACCUUCUGGAUGGAGAUCAAUACCCGAGAACUCAGUCGACGAGAAAGUUAUUUCCAUCAGUAGAUCUAUGAUGAAGUUAAACAAAAAUGGGGAAAGUGGACAUCCUUGACGGACACCACUUGAGGUUGCAAAGGUAGAUGACAGUUCGCCAUAAGCUCUGACUCUACUGGUUGUGUUCGAGUAAAGAGCCUUUACGAGGUUUAUGUACUUCUGAGGUACGCCUUUCAAUGACAGACACUGCCACAGAAUCUCGCGGUCUACGGAGUCAAAUGCUGCUUUUAAGUCGAGAAAGACCACCAUUGUCGGACGCCGAUAAGUAUACCUGUGUUCUAGAAUCUGACGAAUGAUGAAUAUGUGGUCGAUGCAGCUAAGCGGAUAACACUUUGGCGUUUGUAAUGAACAUUACUGGUCUGGAGUCCUGGGGUGAACAUCAACUCUUAAAUGGAGGUACAUCUAGCUGCCAAGUCCUAAAAAGUUCCAUGACUUUUUGGUGAUUGCCUGCUACCACAUAAAUAAUUUUACAAUGGUUACUACGGAUUGGUCAGUUAAUGCUGAAUAUCUCAACUCCACAGUUCAAUUACGAAAAUAACGUACGCUUUAUUGAUCACUAAGUAGUGAACAAUGUUGUGUUAGUCUAGUCCUUUAUUUCUGAUUAAAUUUUAUUAAGUUACAAUGUCAGCAAUAGUUUAAUUCAUUCGACAAAACCGAGUUGCAGGAUGUCCAGCUGACAAUUUCCAAUGUGACUAAUACGUCUUGAUAGUAUGUGUAAAAUAAAUAAAACCUAGGUACCAGAGCUUUCCACUGUCUACAUUUAAGCCAUCUAACAUCUUUUCUAGUAGAUGCAAUACUUUAACUGAAAAUUGUUCUUAACCUUAAAUUUGAAAAUGUAUUUGAAGACAAUAAUUUAUCAUGAAAUCCUGAAAAUCUUCGCCAAGAAAGAGUUAAAAAGAAAAUGUUUAAGAUGCAACGAACGGAUAUUUGUCACCGAGACAAGGAAAGAUUGAUAACCAUCUUCUUUUGAACACAUAAGUCAGAUUUUUGACGCCUGAUUGAAAUGGCUUCAGCAAACUUCAGAAGACUAGUGUUUGGCUGCUUACUAAUCACCUUGAAAGAUUGCAAGAUAUCGACCUAAUGUUCUGUAUCCAGAAGAUGUUCGGUAAUUGCACUAUUCAAAGUCUUUCUUUCCCUUCCUCUUUUCAAAAUGAUAAAGGGAACCAUUGAUUUGACGAUAUAUGAUGUCGUCAAACUGAAAUUGAACGUCUGUUGUACACAUUAGUAGUAGUUUUUUGAAUUAUGGGGCUAGUAAAUUUAUUUAUUUAUUUAUUUAUUUAUUUAUUUAUUUGAACACAUGAAUAUUGGUACAAGAGAGCGCCAAUAUAUAUGCGCCACACAAAACAAUGAGAAUUCG